AUGGAUCAUCUAGUGCGCUACAACAACGGUUAUACGGUAUAUGGAUUUUGGAAAAAUAAUCAACAUUGCAGAAAACUAGAGCAUGAUGAACUCAAGAAACUUUUAGAAUUAAAAUUAGACCAUGUUAAAUAUCCUUUGUCUCGGGUUAAUAGUUUUAAAUUAUACGCAGCACAAAUUUUGGAUAUCAAAGAAAGAGAUAAGCCCACUAUUGAGAUUGUUCCUAAUUUGGAAUGGGAUGAGUAUUACAGAGUAUUUGGAUCUUGGAACUGCAAAACCUGCAAAAAGAAAUGGAGUAGUGCCUACACUUGGAUAUCUCUUCGUGAAUUUAUGUUUAAAACGUCGGCGAAAAACUUAAAAAAUUACUACAUGCAACAGUGCAUUAAUUGCAAUGAAAAGAAAAAAGAUAGUGAUACGAGCGUUAUCUAUAA
This is a messenger RNA of Acaulospora morrowiae, 428 nucleotides long. Lineage: Eukaryota; Fungi; Glomeromycota; Glomeromycetes; Diversisporales; Acaulosporaceae. The record is from the annotation of a GenBank genome assembly.